GUUCCUGAGCGGCGGACACGCAUUUGACGCCAAGGCUAACUUUUGACAUCUGAGACUGGAACAGUGAGCUCCUGUGCCCAGGCCUUCCCCGGAUAUCUCAGUCGCAAUUAGCAGGUGCUCAAUGUUCUGUCGCCACUACUUUGGUCGCUGAUCCUACGGCGAGUCCCUCUUGUACCAGCAACAGCUGUCUCAGCGAUUGCCAGCGGCUUCCCAACAAACAAGAGAAAAUGCCUCUUCCCUCAUCACAGCCAUCAUCUUCCCCGGCAUUGAAACGGAAACAGUCAACUAUCGCGAGCUUCUUCACAAAGAAACCACAAACUGUUCAACGAGAUUCGGUCAAUGUCGACAAAGAGCAAAGCUCAGAAGGCACGGCCGAGAAACCGUUAACCAAGGAACCAGUACCGAAACAAGAGACUGGCUUGAUCGAUGAUGAGGACGAUGAUAUAGUGGUACCCGCUCCUAAGAGAGCCAGAACAAGCAGGCCUCGGUCUGGAGAUAGAGAUGAAGGUCCAAACCCAACGUCUGCUUCGACCACCGAGCGACCUUCGGUGCUGGGUAGUAGCCAACGGACUGAAUUAUUCAGGUUUGCUAGUUCACCUGCUGUGCCCGCUGGCACGGAAGAGGACCAAGAGACAACUGAACCCGAAGCCAAGCAAAGACAAAAGGAGAGAGAAGAGCUACACCAGAAGUUCGUUCGGAAGCUGGGUGGCGCAGACUGCCUGAUUGGCAUCGGUAGGAAUGCUGUCAGCGAAGUCAUUUCUGCCGAGGAUGGUGCCGAGGCAGAAGAUGACGAGGAACCAGCACCUCCUCCCACUAAGGGCAAGGCCACUGCAAAGAAAGGAGGAAGCAAGCUCACCCCAAUGGAGAAACAAGUUAUCGACAUAAAGCGCAAGCAUAUGGAUACGGUUUUAGUAGUCGAGGUCGGCUACAAGUUCCGGUUUUUCGGCGAAGAUGCGAGGGUCGCUGCGAAGGAAUUGUCUAUAGUCUGCAUCCCUGGGAAAUUAAGAUUUGAUGAGCAUCCCUCUGAAGCACACCUCGACCGUUUCGCCUCCGCCAGUAUACCGGUUCACAGACUACACGUUCAUGUGAAGCGCCUCGUUGCUGCAGGUCAUAAAGUCGGCGUCGUAAGACAGAUAGAAACUGCUGCCCUCAAGGCAGCAGGUGACAACCGCAACGCGCCCUUCGUGCGCAAGCUCACCAAUCUAUACACGAAAGGUACAUAUAUCGAUGACGUGGAGGGAUUAGAAGGGCCUAUGCCUGCAGCAUCUGGUGGCGCUUCGCCGGCGACUGGCUAUCUGCUUUGCAUUACUGAGACAAACGCCAAAGGCUGGGGUAACGAUGAGAAGGUUCAGGUGGGAAUUGUAGCAGUUCAGCCGGCUACAGGAGACAUCAUCUAUGAUGAUUUCGAAGACGGUUUUAUGAGGAGCGAAAUCGAAACGAGGCUACUGCAUAUUGCACCCUGCGAGGUUCUGAUUGUCGGCGAGCUAUCGAAGGCCACGGAGAAGCUUGUUCAACACCUCUCUGGAAGCAAGUUGAACGUCUUCGGUGACAAGACUCGCGUGGAACGUGUUUCCAAGUCAAAGACCGCUGCGGCCGAGUCCCAUAGUCAUGUUUCAAGCUUUUAUGCAGGGAAAAUGAAGACGGCCAGUGCUGCAGAUGACGCGCAGGCGAGUAGCCUACUUCAGAAGGUUCUCAAUCUGCCAGAACAAGUAACCAUCUGUCUUUCAUCCAUGAUUGAGCACAUGAAAGAGUACGGCCUGGAAUAUGUCUUUGAGUUGACCAAGUAUUUCCAACACUUUUCUUCUCGCUCACACAUGCUUCUCAAUGGGAACACCCUCAUGAGUCUCGAGAUCUACCAAAACCAGACCGACCACACCACCAAAGGCAGUCUCUUUUGGACGCUUGACCGGACGCAAACGCGCUUUGGGCAAAGGCUGCUUAGGAAAUGGGUCGGACGUCCUCUGCUAGAUAAGUCGAGGCUCGAAGAGAGGGUGAACGCCGUUGAGGAGCUACAGAACCCAGAAAGAACGGUCAUGGUAGAACGACUCAAAGCUUUACUUGGUAAGGUUAGGAGCGACCUGGAAAAGAGCUUAAUCCGAAUUUAUUAUGGCAAAUGUACUCGACCGGAACUCCUCACUGUGUUACAGACGAUGCAGAUGAUCGCGCAGGAAUUUUCCGACGUGAAGUCCUCUGCCGAUACCGGAUUUGCAUCGGCUGCCAUUAACGAAGCGAUCACUUCUCUCCCGACCAUCUUGGAAGAUGUUGUGGCUUUUCUGGACAAGAUCAACAUGCAUGCUGCGAAGAGUGACGACAAGUAUGCCUUUUUCCGCGAAGCCGAAGAGACAGAGGAUAUCAGCGAUCAGAAGCUUGGAAUCGCUAGUGUCGAACAUGAGCUGCAGGAACAUCGCUCUGUCGCCGGUGAGAAGCUUGGGAGGAAGACGGUUGAAUACAAAUCUGUUGCAGGCAUCGACUAUCUGAUUGAGGUUGAGAACAGUUCAGCCUCUAUCAAACGGGUCCCUGCAUCUUGGGUGAAAGUCAGCGGCACCAAGAAGGUCUCGAGGUUCCAUACACCGGAAGUGAUCCAACUCAUCCGACAGCGAGAUCAACAUAAAGAGGCGUUGGCUGCGGCUUGUGACAAGGCUUUCAUAGCCCUCCUAGCCGAUAUAGCAACCAAAUACCAACCUUUCCGUGACUGUGUGCAGGCGCUGGCCACGCUUGACUGCUUGAUCUCUCUGGCUACGAUAGCUUGCCAACCGGGAUAUGUGAAGCCCGAAUAUACGGACCAUACAUGCAUCCAAGUGGACCAGGGUCGCCACCCGAUGGUUGAACAGCUUUUGUUGGACAGCUACGUGCCCAACGAUAUCGACUUGGAUACCGACAAGACACGUGCCCUUCUGGUCACCGGCCCCAAUAUGGGCGGCAAGUCCAGCUAUGUACGACAAGUGGCCCUCAUUGCCAUUAUGGGACAAAUUGGCUCGUAUGUCCCCGCGCGAGCGGCGAAGCUUGGUAUGUUGGACGCCGUUUUCACUCGCAUGGGUGCUUUCGACAACAUGCUGGCGGGCGAGUCUACAUUCAUGGUCGAACUUUCUGAAACUGCGGACAUACUUAAACAGGCGACCCCUCGGUCACUUGUCAUCCUGGAUGAAUUGGGCCGAGGUACGUCCACGCAUGAUGGCGUUGCAAUCGCGCAAGCUGUCCUCGACUAUAUGGUGCGGUCGAUUAGGAGCCUCACCCUCUUCAUUACACAUUAUCAGCAUCUCUCAUCAGUCGCACAUACCUUCGCCGAUCAGGCACUACGAAACGUGCACAUGCGCUUCACCGAAUCGGGAACCGGAACGGAUGAAGAAAUCACCUUUCUUUACGAGGUGAGCGAGGGCGUGGCACACCGCAGUUACGGAUUGAAUGUUGCACGAUUAGCAAACCUGCCUGGGCUAUUGCUGGAACAAGCCCGGCAGAAAAGUAAAGAGCUGGAGGAGAACAUCCGCCGUCGGAAACUUGCUGGUCUUGUGACGGCGGUUGGAGAGGUCAUGGAAGGCUCCAAAGGCGAUGACAUGAUGGAGCGACUUGUUAGCAGCGCGGAGCAGCUAUGAUUGAUUAGCUACGCGGCUGAUCAUGGUGUCGAGCCGCUUUUGAUGCGCCCGGCAUUGUUGGAAGUGCAUGACUACAAGCUAUGUGCCUGGGUAGAUAGAUGUAUGAUAUGGAUGGCUUGUGCAAAGCAGCUGUUUCCACAAUUGACCGUACGGUUGACGCUUCUACAAAUAGGCCAGGGGAAUUUACUAUGGGCCAACAGCUCUACCACGGAACAAGCACCGAGCACCCUUAUAGACCAAUUAUCCAGGAUAAUCGGAAACUGAGACCAAAACUGUCAAAGGCCGGCAUUGGAUAUCAAUUGCGACUCCCUCAACCGCCAAUCCCACAAAACGAUCCGGAGAUGCUGGUGCAAGUACGCGGGAAACCAGACCCGGGGAAUCAAUCGCCAAGCGCAAGA
Molecule: messenger RNA, 3988 nt
Organism: Aspergillus ibericus CBS 121593
Lineage: Eukaryota; Fungi; Ascomycota; Eurotiomycetes; Eurotiales; Aspergillaceae
Gene: msh3
Product: mismatch repair protein MSH3
Exons: 3
Coding region: 228-3590 (1120 amino acids)
Biological process (GO): mismatch repair; mitotic recombination
Cellular component (GO): nucleus
Molecular function (GO): ATP binding; mismatched DNA binding; ATP-dependent DNA damage sensor activity
Source: RefSeq, a predicted model, not a curated record